This is a messenger RNA of Chenopodium quinoa (quinoa), 564 nucleotides long. RefSeq lists its product as uncharacterized. The coding region runs from base 1 to 564 and encodes 187 amino acids. NCBI's taxonomy places the organism in Eukaryota, Viridiplantae, Streptophyta, Magnoliopsida, Caryophyllales, Amaranthaceae. The record is from RefSeq and is a predicted model, not a curated record. The transcript has a single exon.
AUGUUAAAUUCAUGGCUUUUGCGUUCCAUUGAUCCCAAACUUGCGGCUACUAUUCCCUAUUUCGAGGAGGCAAAGAGACUAUGGGACUACUUAGAAAAGCAAUUCUCUGAAGUCAAUGGUCUGGGAAUUCAACAACUACGAGUUGUUAUAACCUCUUGCAAGCAAUCGGCCUCUAUGUCGAUUGAGGACUACUACACUACUUUGAUGGGUCUCUAUGAUGAUCUUCUUCUUCUUAAGCCUCUACGUUGUUGUGAGUGCGGGAAGUGCACUUGUGAUGUUGCUGCUAAGUGUGAAUUAGACAGAGAGGAGGAGAUACUGCACCAGCUUUUAAUUGGAAUUGAUGAUAAGAAGUAUGCGGUUGUGUGUACUUAUCUUCUAUCUCAACAGCCUCCACCGACUCUUGAUCGUGCGUUUCAAGCGUUCCUUCAAGAAGAACGCUCGCGUGGAAUUGCUCAGGUUCAAGCCGAGAAGAUUGAUGCUCAUGUGUUUGCUCUUCCCUCUGAUCGAAGGCUCUCACAAUCGGCUACUCGUGUUGAUAAGUCCAAGCUUUAUUGCUUUCAUUGA